Molecule: messenger RNA, 785 nt
Organism: Vigna umbellata (rice bean)
Lineage: Eukaryota; Viridiplantae; Streptophyta; Magnoliopsida; Fabales; Fabaceae
Source: RefSeq, a predicted model, not a curated record
CAUUUUCUUAAUGGAAUUUUGUUUUGUUCUUUCAGGGAGGUGAGAAGUUGGGUUAUGAGACUGAGGCCUUUGCAAUUUAUGAUGUGAUGAGGUAUGUCAAGACUCCUAUUUUCACUCUUUGUGUUGGUAAUGCUUGGGGAGAAGCAGCAUUGCUUUUGGCUUCAGGUGCAAAGGGAAACCGCUCUGCUUUGCCAUCAUCAACAAUAAUGUUAAGACAGCCAAUUGCAAGGUUUCAAGGUCAAGCAACAGAUGUUAACCUUGCAAGAAUAGAAGUCAAUAAUGUGAAGGCAGAAUUAGUUAAAUUGUAUGCAAAGCAUAUGGAAAAAACACCUGAGCAGAUUGAAAAUGAUAUUCAGCGUCCAAAGUAUUUUAGCCCCAGUGAAGCUGUUGAGUAUGGUAUCAUAGACAAGGUUAUAUACAAUGAUAGGGGGUCUGAGGAUCGUGGAGUUGUUUCUGAUCUUAAAAAGGCACGGCUUAUUUGACAGUUGGGAUUUGAAUUGCAAUUUUCUCGGAGUUCAGUAGAUCAGCUGAAAUGGAAGAAGAUCGGCAGUGAAAUUGGGCAACCAUGCCAAGCAAGUAGAUGUUGUAGUAUGAAUUGUUAAUACCAUAGGACCAUAUUUCUCUUCCCAAAAAUAGGCUGAAGGAUCCAUCACUACUUGUUUUCUAAUAUGUUGUAGACAUGACUGUAUUCUGGUUCAUUCUAAUUCAAAAUGAUUUUAGUAUGUCAGUACCAGCAGAACGAAACUCGAUUACAGUUAAUGCCAAUGUUUAGCAAUUUUGAAGAA